AUGGCCGACUCAAAAGAAGUCAUGGGCGGCGCAACCAACCAAGCUCUAAACACCACCAUCGACAUCGAAAAGAAAACAGAAUACCUACACUCAGAACACUCCUACCCCGGCGUCGAAUCCGCCGAAAAACUCCCCGUCUCCGUCGAUCUCACACCACGAGAGCAAUACCGCCAACUCUUCGCCGCCAUCAAGAAAGACAAGCGCUUCGUGCUAUGGGCUUUCUACGUGAUGUCCCUCGUCUUCGGAUGGGGUUACGAUGCCGGACUAUCUGGCGUUGCAAUCGCAUUCCCGGAAUUCAGAAAGGAUUAUGGGAAUCUUUAUAUUGAGGAUGGGAAGUCUCAAUAUGUUAUCCCAGCACUUUGGCAGUCUCUUUGGAACGCGGCUUCGACUAUUGGGCAGGUGUUUGGCGCUUUCUUGGUUGGUCAGUUUGCGGAUGUGUUUGGUCGACGACCUAUCCUCUUCUUGGCUGUUGCACUGUCGAUUGCUUCGUCUUUCGCGUUGGUCUUUGCGCCAAAUCUACCUGUGCUCUUCGUCUCUAAGCUGCUUCUUGGAUUUUCAGUCGGUUUCAGUACCGCAACUCCACCUCUCUAUGUCACGGAGAACUCGCCAGCAAAGCUUCGAAGUACCAUGUCCUCUCUCACUAACGUAAUCAUCGUCCUCGGUUUCUUCCUCUCAUCGCUUACCGGAUUCGGCGCUUCCCACAUCAACGGUCAAUGGUCCUACAGACUUGCAUUCGUCAUGACCUUUCUCGUCCCCGGCCUCUUCUUAUUUGGAAUCCCGUUCCUACCAGAAUCCCCAGUCUGGUACAUGAAAAAAGGCCGCGAAGAAGACGCACGCAAAGCCAUCAUCCGACUCUUCGGCAAAGACACCGACGUCGACGAGCGAAUCUCAAUCAUCAAAGCCGAACUCCACGCCGAAACUGCAGAAGCCAACUCCGUCAGCCAAACCUCCUGGAAAGCAAUCUUCAGCAAAUCCCACCGCCGCCGCACAAUCGUCGCUGUCCUAGGUCUCCAAUCCCAGAACUUCUCCGGCGGAUACUUCGCAAACACAUACCAAACAUACUACUUCGAACUCAUCGGCCAAACCAACUCCUUCGGCCUGACCGCCAUCUCCUCAACCCUCCAAUUCCUCGCCAACUGCUUCGCAGUCGCCAUCUCCGACGUGCUUCCCCGCCGCAAAGCCCUCAUCGGCGGCGGCACCAUCCUAUGCGUCUGGUCGCUCAUCAUCGCCGGGACGUCCAUGGCGCCUACCACCAAUGCAGCAGCUAAUACCGCGCUCCUCGCUUUCAUGAUCACCUGGUCCAUGCUGUAUACCGGCACGGUGGGCUGUUACGGAUGGGCCGUCGCGCAGGAAACCGCAUCCCAAUCCACGAGACCAAAAACCAUCUCCUUCACGGUUGUCUGUCAACAACUCACUGCACUUUUGUUGUCUUCGGUAUUCCCAUUCUUCAUUAACCCCGACCAACUGAAUUUCGGCGGGAAAGUCAUGUUUCUGUUCGUCGGUGCGGAGUUCUUUAUUCUGCUCGGUCUGUGGUUCUGUCAGCCCGAGACGAAGAAUAGGACGUAUCAGGAUAUCGAUGCGAUGUAUGCUGCGGGCAUUCCGGCGAGGAAGUUUAGCGAGUAUGUUGUUGAUGAUGGGGUGGUGAUGAAAAAGGAGAAUCGAACCGGGUUGGGCGGUUGA
Molecule: messenger RNA, 1680 nt
Organism: Glarea lozoyensis ATCC 20868
Lineage: Eukaryota; Fungi; Ascomycota; Leotiomycetes; Helotiales; Helotiaceae
Product: MFS general substrate transporter
Exons: 2
Coding region: 1-1680 (559 amino acids)
Biological process (GO): carbohydrate transport; transmembrane transport
Cellular component (GO): membrane
Molecular function (GO): carbohydrate:proton symporter activity
Source: RefSeq, a predicted model, not a curated record